UGCACCGGCGGGCGGGCGGAGGCCGCGCUCCUGCUGGCUCCGCGCUCCGUCCCGGCCGCAGCUCGGGGCCUGGAGGGGCAGUCCCGGGUGCCCGCCGGCCGCGCCGCCCUUCCGGGCCCUGGCCGUCCACCCGCGCUCCCACGCGGGCUCGCCGCCUUCGCGCUCCCGCUCGGGGAGUCCCCGGGCUGCCGGGCGCGGGCGGACCCCCCCCCCAUGGGACGAGGGUUGCAGCGACUGCGGCGGAGCGAGGCGUGACCCGCGCGGCGAGCCUGGGCUGGGGGCGUGCGCCGAGCGGGGUUGCCCGCGCGACCUUUUCCUGUUCUUGCAGGCGGCUGAUGGUGAGACCAUUCUGAAAGGCCUCCAGUCCAUUUUCCAGGAGCAGGGGAUGGCAGAGUCGGUGCACACCUGGCAGGACCAUGGCUAUUUAGCAACCUACACAAACAAGAACGGCAGCUUUGCCAAUUUGAGAAUUUACCCACAUGGAUUGGUGUUGCUGGACCUUCAGAGUUAUGAUGGUGAUGCGCAAGGCAAAGAAGAGAUCGACAGUAUUUUGAACAAAGUAGAAGAAAGAAUGAAAGAAUUGAGUCAGGACAGUACUGGACGGGUGAAACGAUUACCACCCAUAGUGCGAGGAGGAGCCAUUGACAGAUAUUGGCCCACCGCCGAUGGGCGCCUGGUUGAAUAUGACAUAGAUGAAGUGGUGUAUGACGAAGAUUCACCUUAUCAAAAUAUAAAAAUUCUACACUCGAAGCAGUUUGGAAAUAUUCUCAUCCUUAGUGGGGAUGUUAAUUUGGCAGAGAGUGAUUUGGCAUAUACCCGGGCCAUCAUGGGCAGUGGCAAAGAAGAUUACACUGGCAAAGAUGUACUCAUUCUGGGAGGUGGAGACGGAGGCAUAUUGUGUGAAAUAGUCAAACUAAAACCAAAGAUGGUCACUAUGGUAGAGAUUGACCAAAUGGUGAUUGAUGGGUGUAAGAAAUACAUGCGAAAAACGUGUGGCGAUGUCUUAGACAAUCUUAAAGGAGACUGCUAUCAGGUUCUAAUAGAAGACUGUAUUCCGGUACUGAAGAGGUAUGCCAAAGAAGGGAGAGAAUUUGAUUAUGUGAUUAAUGAUUUGACAGCUGUUCCAAUCUCCACGUCUCCAGAAGAAGAUUCCACAUGGGAGUUUCUCAGACUGAUUCUUGACCUCUCAAUGAAAGUGUUGAAACAGGAUGGGAAAUAUUUUACACAGGGGAACUGUGUCAAUCUGACAGAAGCACUGUCGCUCUAUGAAGAACAGCUGGGGCGCCUGUAUUGUCCUGUGGAAUUUUCAAAGGAGAUCGUCUGUGUCCCUUCAUACUUGGAAUUGUGGGUAUUUUACACUGUUUGGAAGAAAGCUAAACCCUGAAGAUCAAUAGCCCCUAAUCACAUGUGCUGCAAAUAGCCUUCCUGACCUCCAUAUGCUGUACAUGACAUCAAAAUGAGUCAGGCAAUUGAUUGUGAAUUCCUUAAAGUUUUCCUUUUUUUAAUAAUUAUUUUUAAUUUAAAAAAGCAAAUGGAAAAUGUAUAUUUUGGUGAGCUUAGGGUGUUUUUUUUUUGAAAGUCAGCUGAAGGAUGGUUAGACAGCACAGCGAAGACUGCUAAAUGCACUGACCGCCCCCCCCAUUAGAAUGUGAUUUUUGUUCCUUUUUAUUUCUCUGUGGGCUUUUGUUUUUGUUUUUGUUUUGGUAGAUCUUCAAUUUGGAUAUUUGGAGGAGUGAACAUCGUUGUUUUUGCUGGAGGGAAGAUCUUGAUGGUGUUUCUUUCCCCAAAAAUUGACUUAGAUAUUAAAAUUUGGUGCUUAUAAGAGAGAGUUAAAAAAAAAAUAGGAUUGCUUCAAUUAAAAUUACAAAAGAGACA
Nomascus leucogenys (northern white-cheeked gibbon) is the source of this 1875-nucleotide messenger RNA. NCBI's taxonomy places the organism in Eukaryota, Metazoa, Chordata, Mammalia, Primates, Hylobatidae. The record is from RefSeq and is a predicted model, not a curated record.